AAAUCAAAAAUUUCAGGAUCAAAUAAAAUUACCUUGCCCCUAUUUUUAUAUGAGGAUGAUUUUGAGUGUGGUAAUCCAUUGGGCUCACAUAUACUGUUUAUAAAAUAUCUGGAAUGUAUAUUUCUUUACCGUGUUUACCAUUAGAAUUUCGAUCAAAGCUUGACAGUAUAUUCCUUUUGCAAAUUGUUCAUUCCAGUGAUGUAAAAGAGUAUAAACCUGAAGUAAUAUAUGGAAUUGAAAUUGAUAUUGAUGGAAAACUAAUUACUAUUUUAUUCAAAGUUGCUUUAAUCAUUGGUGACAACUUAGGACUAAAUUCGAUUCUUGGUUUUACAACAAGCUUCAAUUCUAACUUUUUUUGUAGAUUUUGUAAAGUCACUAAAAAUAUA
Mycetomoellerius zeteki is the source of this 386-nucleotide messenger RNA. RefSeq lists its product as uncharacterized. Lineage: Eukaryota; Metazoa; Arthropoda; Insecta; Hymenoptera; Formicidae. The record is from RefSeq and is a predicted model, not a curated record. The transcript is spliced from 2 exons. The annotation marks the transcript as partial.